UUUUUUCUCAGCUGAUCCUGGGCCUGUUUGCACCCUCUGCAAGCCAGCUGGCUCGGAAUUUAGCUGCCUGCUAGCAGCCGCUGCCGCCACCCCUCUCCACAAGUCUAUAGGAUUUUGCUGAGCUAAUUUAAAGAGCGGUGGCCAGGCAGUCCUUUAAAUCCAUUAGCUGUCAAGCGCUCGGGGCGAGAUUUUUUGUUUUUAUUUUUAUUUCGCGCCUCCUCGAAACUUCUUUUUCUUGUCUCCUGUUUCUUGACUCCUCCGGCGCAAAGCAGCAGAGAGGAAGAAUCGCUUUGCAAAACAGAAAAAGGACGUAAAGAUCAUAAGACUGAACUGUGCAGUGCAAACUGAAGCAGCAGCGUCCAGAUGCCUCUGGCAAGAUCCCUGUCGGUUACCUCUCUCAACGGGCUGCCCCAGUGGGACGAUGUGGAUCUCCCAGUUGAGGAUUUACUGCUCUUUGAAGUGGCCUGGGAAGUCACUAAUAAAGUCGGUGGCAUCUACACUGUGAUCCAGACGAAAGCCAAAGUCACGUUGGACGAAUGGGGGGAGAACUAUUUUCUCAUCGGCCCGUAUUUCGAGCACAACGUGAAGACCCAAGUGGAGGUCUGCGAACCUCCCAACACGGCGGUGAACAAGGCAAUGGAUAUUCUGAGAGGAAACGGGUGUCAGGUACAUUUUGGCAGAUGGCUGAUAGAAGGGAACCCCUAUGUGGUGCUGUUUGAUAUAGGAUCAGCUGCUUGGAAUCUGGAUCGCUGGAAAGGGGAAUUCUGGGAUGCAAGCCACAUUGGAAUCCCAUACCACGACCGAGAAGCCAACGAUGCACUCAUCUUUGGGUCGUUAACUGCCUGGUUUUUGAAAGAGCUGUCCGAUCAGUUGGAAGACAAACCAAACAUCGUUGCUCACUUCCACGAAUGGCAAGCGGGGCCGGGACUGAUCCUGUGUCGGUCUAGGAAGCUUCCCGUGGCCACGAUCUUCACAACUCACGCCACGCUCUUGGGGAGGUACCUGUGUGCCGCCAGCAUCGAUUUCUACAACCACCUGGAACAUUUCGACAUCGAUAAAGAAGCAGGCGAGAGACAGAUAUACCACCGAUAUUGCAUGGAAAGAGCUUCGGUACACUGCUCCCAUGUGUUCACUACAGUCUCUCAGAUAACCGCCAUAGAGGCCGAGCACAUGCUGAAAAGAAAUCCUGAUGUUGUCACUCCAAAUGGCCUGAACAUUAAGAAAUUCUCCGCCAUGCAUGAAUUUCAGAACUUGCACGCCACUUGUAAAGCUAGGAUCCAAGAGUUUGUUCGAGGCCAUUUCUAUGGCCAUCUUGAUUUCAGCCUCGAAAAGACCUUAUUUUUCUUCAUUGCGGGGAGAUACGAGUUUUCAAACAAAGGAGCUGACAUGUUUUUAGAGGCCUUAUCCCGAUUAAAUUUCCUAUUGCGGGUACACAAGAGUGACGUCACCGUCGUCGUGUUCUUUAUCAUGCCAGCAAGCACGAACAAUUUCAACGUGGAAACCCUGAAAGGCCAGGCCGUUCGAAAGCAGCUGUGGGACACGGCGCAUUCGGUGAAAGAAAAGUUUGGGAAAAAGCUCUAUGAUGCAUUGUUAAGAGGAGAAAUCCCCGAUAUGAACAAGAUCUUGGAUCGUGAUGACAUGACCCUCAUGAAGCGAGCCAUCUAUUCUACCCAGCGACAGACCCUCCCACCAGUGACCACCCACAACAUGAUUGACGAUUCUAACGACCCAAUUCUCAACACUAUCAGACGCAUCGGGCUUUUCAACAGUCGGACAGAUCGUGUCAAGGUUAUCUUGCAUCCUGAGUUCCUCUCUUCAACAAGUCCGUUAUUACCUAUGGACUAUGAAGAGUUUGUCAGAGGUUGUCAUCUUGGGGUAUUCCCAUCUUACUAUGAGCCCUGGGGAUAUACUCCUGCUGAGUGUACCGUCAUGGGCAUUCCCAGCGUGACGACCAAUCUCUCUGGAUUUGGCUGUUUUAUGCAGGAACACGUGGCUGAUCCAGCAGCAUACGGUAUUUACAUCGUGGACAGGAGAUACCGUUCUCCAGACGAGUCUUGCAAUCAGCUGACACAGUUCCUAUAUGCGUUUUGCCAGCAGUCACGUCGGCAAAGAAUCGUCCAGAGAAACCGAACGGAGAGACUCUCAGAUCUGCUGGACUGGAGAUACUUGGGCAGGUAUUACACGCACGCCCGGCAUGUGGCUGUGAGCCGAGCAUUUCCUGAAAAAUUCGAGAUGGAACCAAAUGCUCCUCCGAAGACUGAAGGAUUCCGGUUUCCCCGUCCUUCAUCGGUACCCCCCUCCCCCGCUGUGUCUCAGCACAACAGUCCCCACCAAAGCGAUGACGAGACUGAGGAGACCGAUGUUGAGGAUGAAAGAUAUGACGAAGAGGAAGAAGCAGAGAGGGAUCGGCAGAAUAUAAAAUCUCCUUUCGACAUCAACGCUGUGCCCCAGGUGAAAAAUAAGCCACAUGGAGAAUACAGGAACUGAUCUACUCUCUUACCUGGUGGUCUCGCAUGGGCCUCACCUGCUCAAACAUACAUGUAUACCUGGAUGGUCCAAUGAUUUGCAAUGUGGGCGUUCAAGAUGCUUAGCGGAGUGUUCAAGAUGCUAUAUAAGCUAAAUGUCUGAAAUAUCUUGACUUACCCCUUCUCUUGAAAUAGUUUUUCCUUCCAUUCUUUUAUUGGAGGUAGGAGAAAGCUAGAAGCAUUAGGAAGGUAUGUUGGCUUUCAUAUUUGUAGCCGUGACCCCAGAGAAUGGGUAGAGGAAGAUGAGAGCAUCGUGCUGUCUGCAAACAUGGCAGGGCUAGAGGAAAAGAAAACUACUGUUGU
This is a messenger RNA of Sphaerodactylus townsendi, 2828 nucleotides long. It is a transcript of the gene GYS2, whose product is annotated as glycogen synthase 2. Gene Ontology annotation, cellular component: cytoplasm. The record is from RefSeq and is a predicted model, not a curated record. Gene Ontology annotation, molecular function: alpha-1,4-glucan glucosyltransferase (UDP-glucose donor) activity. Bases 364 to 2487 code for a protein of 707 amino acids. The transcript has 16 exons. NCBI's taxonomy places the organism in Eukaryota, Metazoa, Chordata, Lepidosauria, Squamata, Sphaerodactylidae. Gene Ontology annotation, biological process: glycogen biosynthetic process.